AUGGAUGAAAACCACGAUGAUGUCGCCAUCAGCACGUUCAAAAGUGGUAUUCCCACCGAGCACGACUUAAGGAAAUCUCUAACUGGUAAGCCCGUCACCAGCGUUCAUCAAUUGAUGGAUAGGAUUGACAAGUACAAAAGGGUGGAAGAAGACCAGCUACAAGGGAAAGGAAAGGAGAAGAUUGUUCCCCCCAAAGGGAAUUAUUACAAGUCGGAACGAUACAACAAUAACCAGCCGAGAAGGGAUUUUUCGAGACAGGUUGGACAAACCAACAUGCAAACGGUUAAUGCCGUAUUUAGAGAGCCAGUCAACAAGUUAUGGAGAAAGUCAAGAACGAACCUUUCUUCAGAUGGCCAGGAUAAGAGGGGAACUAUCCAACCCCACGACGAUGCUUUAGUGGUUACUUUGAGGAUCGAAGGUUUUGACGUGAAGAGGGUACUAGUAGAUCCAGGCAGCGCAAUGGAAGUAAUGUAUCCUAAUCUGUACAAGGGACUGAACUUAAGGCCUGAGGAUUUAACGGCUUAUGACUUUCCCCUUAUAAGUUUCGAGGGGAAGACUGUUGUACCAAAAGGGCAAAUCAGAUUACCCAUACAGACUGGAUUAGAGAUGAUGGAGGUAGAUUUUAUCGUGGUCGAUGCCUACUUGCCCUACACGGCAAUAGUAGCCAGACCGUGGGUUCAUGCCCUGGAGGCCGUAUCUUCUACACUUCACCAAAAGCAAUCAAUCACCUCGAUAGCUCAAGUCAACGGACCAGCCGAGGAGAUAAAAUGUGAAAGUUUAGAAACGUUUACCGUUGACGAUAACCCAGAAAGAUUUUUCCAAGUCGGCUCAGAGUUACCUCUUCAAGAAAAAGAGGAACUGGUCGGGUUUCUGAGGAAGAAUGUUGAUAUAUUUGCAUGGGACGCCUACGAUGCCCCGGGGGUUGACCCUAGUCUCAUUUGUCACUACCUAAAUGUUAACCCAUCUUCUAUUCCAAAGAAGCAGCCACCCCGACGCCCUUCGAAAGUGCAUACCGGUGCUGUUAGGGAUGAAAUGAUGAAGCUAAAAAAGGCAGGGGCUAUCAAAGAAGUCUUUUUCCCCAAAUGGCUGGCAAAUACGGUAGUGGUGAGAAAGAAGACGGGGAAGUGGCGGGUCUGCGUAGACUUCACAGACUUAAACAAGGCGUGCCCGAAAGACCUAUUCCCGUUGUCUCGAAUAAACCGACUGGUAGAUGCGACUGUGGGCCACCCUCAAAUAAGCUUCCUAGAUGUCUUCCAAGGUUAUCAUCAGAUACCGCUAGCAUUAGAGGAUUAG
Messenger RNA from Quercus lobata, 1293 nucleotides. RefSeq lists its product as uncharacterized. The transcript is spliced from 3 exons. The record is from RefSeq and is a predicted model, not a curated record. The coding region runs from base 1 to 1293 and encodes 430 amino acids. NCBI's taxonomy places the organism in Eukaryota, Viridiplantae, Streptophyta, Magnoliopsida, Fagales, Fagaceae.